AUGAAAUCAUUAUCAAGUGAUAGUCCAAUUACACCCUUAACUGAAAAGUCCAUUGUUAUAACUGACAAUAAUAACCAAGAUUAAUUUUAUCCUAUCAUCCAAUAAAAUCAUUUAAUAUAUCAAAAAGUAUAAUAAAAUCAAAACAGCUUACUAAAUCCAAUGAAUUUUGACACUUAAACCAAAAUCUAUAUCAUAAAUUAAAUUCUGAAUAUUAAGACCUAAUCUAGAGGAAGAACAAAUUAAGAAAUAGUUAUGGAUAAUAGUAAUUGUAACUAUGUUCAUUCAAACCAAGAAUUAGUCAAAAAAAGUAUAGAUAUGAAGUCCAAAGAUGUGUCAAAACCACUUUAUUUGUAACCAAAAAAGCAUUACAUCCAAGAAUGCUCUGAAUCCCUUUAGACUCAACAAUCCUCUAAUAGAAAAUCAAGAAGAAUUCAAAUAAAAAGAAUCUCUUUUGAGAAAGACUAAGUCAGAAUAAACAAAGUGUACCAUAAAAUCCAGAAAUUCAAAUUAAACCAACUCAAAAGAUUAAUCCAAAAUAAACAAAAUUGUAAAUAGACUCUACAAUCAAGCCUUUUUGCCAAAGAAAUUAGAUAACAUAGCAAUAGCAAAUGGUUUUUUAAGAGGGAGCCAUAAUGAAAAACAUGUGAUUCAUUACUUUUUUAGAGAAUUCUAUCAAGUUUUGAGUAUAGCAACGUGUGAAACCUUUAAAGAUUUACAAUCCUAAUAUAAAUUAACCUAUUAGUUCCAAUUUGAAAGCGAUUUUAUGCUUGUUAUCCUUUGAUGAGUGGUUAUCAUCCUAGAGAUUUGGGAUUUGCCCCCAAAUAGACGAUUAUAGUUUGAAAUAUUCUAAAGUCUCAAAUGCCCAACGAUUUUAAUUUAAUUUUGUCAAGGAAUUUACUAUGUUUUCUGUUAUGUGUCUAAGGUUAUCCUAAUGAAAUAAAUCAAUUUCGAAAUUAUGAAAAUUAAUAAAAAAUUAAAUUUCCUGUUUAAUUUAAUAAUGGAAUAACUAUAUUCAUGGAAACUUAAGAGCCUAUACUCCAUAUCUAUUAUUAUAGAAAUAUUGAAUCUUAAAUGUGAAUCACUUGACUUAUAAAAAAAAUCAUCUAUAUUAAGAUGCAAACACUUCUUUUAGGACUACUAAGCAAACUUAAAUGUUGGCAACUUAGCAUCAAAAAAGAGUGGCUUCUGAGAUUUAACAUUAAAAUAAAACUUUAAAUGAUUGCGACCAAAUCUAUAACAAAAAGAAUUAAAAAUCGAUUGAACAAUAGGAAAGAAUCAACUAAGAGCAAUGUAACUUUAAUCCUUAAGUCAAUGAGGCUCAAGUGAAAUCGAUUGCUGUGAAGUAAAAUGAUACUGCUUCAAAAUUGGCUACUUAACUCAUUGAGAAAAACAAGAUAGACAAAGAGUCAUUAAUGAACCUUAUAAAAUUAAUCUAGCAGCAGUUAGCAAAUACGUAAAAUUGA
This is a messenger RNA of Paramecium octaurelia, 1463 nucleotides long. The record is from the annotation of a GenBank genome assembly. Lineage: Eukaryota; Ciliophora; Oligohymenophorea; Peniculida; Parameciidae.